CUCUCAGAGUUGGCGGUACUUUGCAUCCUUCUCUCUGCCUGUAUAAAUCAUCAAUGGCGAUCGCCCUUCCCAUCCCAAUGAUCCAAGAACAAAACCCUAUUUCUCUCAAUAACGACAACGACGACUAUGAGUCGCCUCAUUUCUUCCUUUGUUUCUCUAGGGUUUGCCACUCGAAGCCGGACCUCUUGUUUUCGAAUCAAUGCCCUUCGCCGGUACUGUGAUCAUCGUCAAUUUUCAGCUAACAAGCAUCCCGGACCAGUUACACAGUAUAAAAAACUUGUCAAGGAAGGACAACUGCAAUUUGAUCCUUAUCAGGAGAAAGUUGCUUUGGAACUGGAUAAUUUACUAACAAGGUUGAAGCAGUAUGAGAAAGAAAUGGAAGAAUAUCAUGAGAAGCUAGCCAAGUGGGAAGAGAAUCGUGAGAACGAGAGGCGCAGGCUCUUAUUGAAAGAAGCUGAGAGCAAGCAGUACAGGAGUGAAUCAAUAGAAAAAACACACAAUAGAUUCUUGGGCAGAUGGCUUGAUCGGAAAAAACCUGUGAAUGUAGAAUCUGGAGUUGGGAAAUGGGUCUCAUAUCUGAAUCGAGAAAGGAAGUUGGAUUCAGUAGUCGGAAGACGUCCCAGUGUACCCCCAGCUCCUAAAGGAUUAUAUAUCUACGGGAAUGUUGGAAGUGGAAAGACGAUGCUUAUGGAUAUGUUUUAUAGUGCCACCAAAGGAGUUGUUACGCACAGAAGAAGAUUUCACUUUCAUGAGGCUAUGCUAGAGAUAAAUGAGCAUAUGCAUAAGGUUUGGAAGAAUCAAGUACAUGAGAAGUCCAUGCAGUCGAGCCUUGCUAAUUGGAUAAUGAACCUUCCUUUUGAUACUAAAGUUAAGGAAUGGGUAGCGGCCGAAGAAAGUUACAAGGAGGAGAUGCAACUGAAAAAUAUUCUUCCAGCUGUAGCAGAUAAGUUUCUUGUCGAUCAGCGCAGUGACCGAAGAGGAGCUAGCAUUCUAUGUUUUGAUGAAAUCCAGACUGUUGAUGUGUUUGCUAUUGUGGCCUUAUCUGGAAUUAUAAGCAGAUUGCUAAGUACUGGAACUGUUCUUGUUGCCACCAGUAACAGAGCACCAAGUGACUUGAAUCAGGAUGGUAUGCAAUGGGAGAUCUUCCUGAAGCUUCUUGCUAAAUUAGAAGACCACUGUGGAACUGUUUUGAUUGGAAGUGAAACAGAUUACCGUCGUCUAAUAUCACAACAAUCUAUAAACAGGGUGACCUACUUCUACCCUUUGAAUGACAUUGCAAUAAGGAACUUUGAGAACAUGUGGGAUGACAUCAUAGGAAACUUUGGGGGAUUGGUCAAGUCCGAAACCAUCUCAGUAAUGUUUGGCAGAACACUGGAAGUUCCUGAAAGCUGUAAUGGGGUGGCAAGGCUUACAUUUGAAUAUUUAUGUGGUCGUCCGGUCGGGGCCGCAGAUUACAUAGCCGUGGCCAGGAAUUAUCAUACAGUCUUCAUCUCAGACAUCCCCAUGAUGAGUAUGCAGAUUCGUGACAAGGCUCGGAGAUUUAUCAUCCUCAUUGAUGAAUUAUACAACCAUCAUUGUUGCUUAUACUGUUCUGCAGCUUCUUCCAUUGAUGAACUAUUUCAGGGAACCCAAGAGGGAACUCUUUUCGAUUUAGAGAGUUUCCAGUUUGAAACAGAGGCGGAAGGUUCAAAGCUUCGCCGAGAUGUUUUAGCAGAGGGAAAUAUUGGUUCAGGAGGUGCGCCAGCUGGUAUCACUUCCAUGCUUUCAGGAAAAGAGGAAAUGUUUGCUUUUCGUCGAGCUGUCUCGCGUCUCAUAGAAAUGCAAACACCGUUAUACCAGGAAGGAGUACGGCUUUACCAUCCGCUCUUUCAGGCAGACCGUAAUGGUCUUGAGGGCCAUAACAUCACAAACAUUUUGCCAGCGUAGCAACAAUCUUGAAGGUAUUUUUUGUUUUGUGUUUGAUAUAAAUAUACGUCCACAUAGAAAAAAUUGCUGAAUAAUAAUGUUGUAUUCGCGGUGUAAAGUGUAACCAUUCAGGGGUGAUAAUGUUUCGAUCAGCUGAUCCACCCCUAGUGUAGAUUUGGGCAGUUUUCAUAUCAUUUGCAGUUAUACCAUCUCAAAGGGUUGUGUAGUUUAAGUUGGUUAAGCUAAACCUGCUGGCUCGCCCUGGGUCAGAUGCACCUAUGGACCGGACUGGGUCACUGGGUGGGCUGGGUUAGAUAAAUCAGUGGACCGAAUUUCUCUAUGACGAUUGAGGUUUAUGUACAAUAAACUUGUGUCAAUAAAAUGCUUACAUCUCAUCGAACAUUUUGCAUGAAUUUUACUACAAUGCAGAAGGUCCCGUUACUUCAUAAUUGUUGUAUAACCAAACCAAAUGAUUGAAUGAAUUCUAUAUGUUUUUCCACACGUAUUGCUUCUGCUUCUACCCACCUAAAAGGGUAGAGAUAUUGUUUCUGUGAAGACUUCCACCUUACAGAAUUCAUUUUUAAAGUUGAGUACUGUUCUAUCACCCCCCGAGUUCGCACUUGAAACAUAACUUGAACGGAAGUGGAAAAAGAAUACGUGUUGCUUGAUCUUGGUUUGGUUUCACAUCGAUUCAAUUCAAUUGCUUCAAGCUAGCUCUUGCAUUCAAUCGAUGAUUAUUUAUAUAUCGUUUGUUCGGUUAAAUUCUUUUUACCAUAUAACUUAUUUUCCAAACU
This is a messenger RNA of Cynara cardunculus var. scolymus (artichoke), 2699 nucleotides long. RefSeq names its product putative ATPase N2B. The record is from RefSeq and is a predicted model, not a curated record. The transcript is spliced from 14 exons. Gene Ontology annotation, cellular component: cytoplasm; mitochondrion. The coding region runs from base 127 to 1926 and encodes 599 amino acids. Gene Ontology annotation, molecular function: ATP binding; ATP hydrolysis activity. Lineage: Eukaryota; Viridiplantae; Streptophyta; Magnoliopsida; Asterales; Asteraceae.